GUAGUAACGACUGUAAUCAAAAUUUCUAUGGAGCGACAUUUUUUUUUAAAAUAAUAUUUAUCUGAGUAGAGAGAAGAAAAAAUCAAAAAUGUCUCAAAGCAAUUGUGAAGACCUGCAUUUUGAAACUCAUCGACCAAGUCAAAAUCCUCUCUCAUAUUCGUUUGCUUUAAUAUCAAACACUAACGCUUCACAGUAUGAUUAUUUACAUCAACAAAUCAAAAAACAUCCUAAAUUCCUACAACCUAUUCAAAAACCCUCAACAAAGUUCUCAUUUUCAUCCAGUCAGAUUUAUGAUAUGGCGGAUAGAAUUAAGAGUGCUAGAAGUUUCUCUACAACUGCAGAUUCGUCAAUUGUUGAAGGAGAAGAGUGUUUUUCAAGGGAAAUCGAUAAUAAAUCAGACUUAUCAUAUUCAUCAAUUCAACAAUCUAUAGAUAAUAGAAGAUUUUCCUUAAGUUCUCUCUCGGAAACUAUAGCGUGUCCUAGUUGUGAAACUCAAAAUGAAUGCUUUGUUACAUGGUGCCAAAAAUGCUCAGUUCUUCUUUCCCAAAGGCAAGAACAACCAUCGGCCACGCUUAAACUUGAAAUUGAAUCAUCACCUUCAGCUCAACAAGAUGAAAAAUGUGAAAUACAAUCUAUUGAAAGUUCAGAUCAAGAAGUUGAUGAUUCAGCUGAGCAAGUUGUCUGUAAAUCAUCCAGGCCAGACUUUAUUCCUCCUUUAAAUCUUAACGUACUAGAGGAGCAAUCCGCUUCAAAAGCGUUCGGUAACGUUGAACCUGCACUAGUCGAUAGAGCGGAAGCCCUAGAAUUUGAAUACUUGUCACCAAAAGAGAAAAGUCAUAGAUCUCUAUCGGAUGAACUGAAGGAACAAUUAUCAAUUGACGUUGAAAAUUUAAAUGAAAAACCGAAAGUUCAAAUACCGGAAGAUGAUUUAUCAAUUUCAAAUGAAAGUAGUGACGAAGACGACGCACAGGAGAAAGCUAUUGAAAAGGCCAUAAUAAAGUUUCGAGAAGAACAACAAAAGGCUGAAGAAAAGAAGACAAGUAAACAAUUAUUCGUUCCUAGAGCUCCUCAGUCAUCACCGCCUAAAGUUAGGGAAGGUAAAUUUUGCAGAAAAAGGAACUUAGUAAGCGCCUCAGCAGCCGUAAAUUCUUACCAACCAAAAUGGCCUAAUUCUAGCUCAAUUAGAUCAUCCCAAGCAUUUAUAAGAGCAAAAUCGGCCAAUGGAAGGACAUGGUCUCAAAAUAAAUCUCUAGCUGACCCACUCAAUAGCAUGAAAAAAGAGGAACAACAAAUCGCUUCUUGGUUGAAACUACCUGAUGAAAUAUGGCUUGAAAUAAUUAAAUAUCUAUCACCGUACUCUACUGCACAAUUGGCGAGGACCUGCAACUUUUUCAGUAAUAUCUGCAAAGAUCAUACAUUAUGGACAAAUGCUACAAUAAAAGAUCGUACAGUUAAAGAAUACUGGCUAGAGGAAAUUAUUGAAAGAAGAGUAAAAAAUUUGAAACUAAUCCGAUGUAAAGGAGGAAGUUUACUAUCAGGUUCAUUAAGAAAAUUGUUUACAGGCUUAUCAAAACAUUUAACUAGUCUAACUGUCAAUAAAUGUAAAGGAGAUCAAUUGGCAGGCGAUGCAGUUAUUUUCUAUUGUUCAUCAAGAUGCAUAAAUCUAAAAUAUUUAGAUAUAUCUUGGUGUGGAGUUACCGACAACGGUAUUGAAGCCAUUGCAAACAGUCUUAAUAAAUUGAAAUGCCUAUGUCUCAAUGGAUGUCCGAAAGUAACGGAUACCGCAAUCCACUAUUUACUAUCCAAUUUACAAAAUAGCCUCAAGAGAUUAGAAUUAUCAGCUUGCUUUAGCCUCACCGAAAAAAGUGCCAUGUCAAUUUCUGAAUAUUGCCCAAAUCUUAAGUACCUAAGCCUAACUCAGUGCUGGAAAAUAACGGACGAAUCUGUUGAAAAUAUGGUUGUCAAGCUGCCUCAACUAGUUUCUGUAGACUUUGGAGGAAUUAUUAAACUACAGGAUAGUACUGUAGAACUCUUAUGUACAAAGUGCGAAAAUAUCGAAAAGAUUGUUCUAGCGAGUUGCCCAGCUAUAACAGAUAAUAGCUUAGUUUGUAUAUCGAAUUUAUCACCAAGUAUUUCUUAUUUGGACGUUUCGGGUUGUAAAAAAGUUGGUAAUAAAGGCAUAUUCGCCAUAUCUCGAAGAUGUAAUCGUCUAACAUAUUUAGAUGUAAGUUCAACAGGAAUAGGAAAUAGUGGAGUUUGUUCAGCAGCAAAUUAUUUUGUUAAAACUCUUAAAAUAUGUAAAUUAAACUUUUGUCAAAGUUUGACAAUGUCAACAUUUAAGAAAUUAAUUUCUAAUUGUAAAUCAUUGGAGAAAUUAUACGCCUAUGGAAUUUCAAGUAUUAGAAAUGCUGCAGAAUUACAUGUUAUUAAUCCCAAUUUAUGGAUUGAGAAAUAAAUCUGUUCUGAUUAAUUGAUUAAUAAAAACUAAAUAUAUAUAUACAUAUCUAUAUAUGUUUACUAUUUAAGUAAAUCUUCUAUUCCUCUUAAAAAACUUGUCCAAAAUAUAGAGCUAUUCCAAAAAAAUUACUCAAAAACACAUAAAAACAAAUUCAAUCUAGAUGGCGCACUCUACUAACUAUUUGUUCUUUUCA
Molecule: messenger RNA, 2651 nt
Organism: Dimorphilus gyrociliatus
Lineage: Eukaryota; Metazoa; Annelida; Polychaeta; Dinophilidae
Source: the annotation of a GenBank genome assembly